Messenger RNA from Branchiostoma belcheri (Belcher's lancelet), 1957 nucleotides. Its product is annotated as CAP-Gly domain-containing linker protein 2-like. The transcript is spliced from 7 exons. Bases 509 to 1597 code for a protein of 362 amino acids. The record is from RefSeq and is a predicted model, not a curated record. Lineage: Eukaryota; Metazoa; Chordata; Leptocardii; Amphioxiformes; Branchiostomatidae.
AGAGGUGCUGAUGACUACUAGUAAUGCAUUCCAAGGAGGUUAAAAAGGAUUCUUUGGUGUAACUUAGUGGGCGACCUAAAGGUCGUUGACCUUGUUCGCUAGUCACCAGCCACGAGCAUUAACUUGAAUUUGCUAGUAUUUACAUGCAAGUAUCCUUAGAGAUACAUAGAAAUAGACAUGUACCAAUUACAUUUGUAUAGAACCUAUCUGAGUAUCAUGACAUGAUAGCCAGCUCAGGUAGACAGGGUAGCUCGCCAGCCCAGACUAGCUAUAGAGCUAGUUCUUUCCGUAAACCCAAAAAAACAAGACCUCAAACGUUAAACAAAUUUUACAUACUAAGAGUGAGAGCCUUAAAUUUUACAAUCUAUUCAACAACAUUCGAAUUCUGGUAAGUUAAAAAUGUUGUAUUUGAUGUUAGCAAAAUUAUGUUUUCCAUCUUUGAAGAUAACAUGCUUUUGGCGGAAUAAAGUUUCUAAAACUAUGCAAGUUAGAUUUGAACCUCCUUGACAUGGAAUUAAAGAUGGCGGCUUCUCGUAGCAACAGAACGCCUGGGGGCGAGGAGAAAAAGUCGUCUGCUAAUUAUAACGGGAUAACCUCCUCGCGGACUCCAAGACAUCGAACUCCCUGUCCCAACGGCUUCUUCAGACAAAUCCUAGACGAAGACGACAGACUGUUGAGCAUAAAGGAAGCAGAUAAGAGGGCAUUUGUGGACCCUUUCUUCUGCAACUGUCUUCACUGUCAGGAGUUCUACUCCAAACACCUACCUGCCAACAUCAGAGAUGUGCUGGUCCUGCCAGGCUUUAAACCAUCUAAAAGGUCUAUGCUGUUGGUGGACAGAUUUAAGAAGUACCCACAACACCCCUCAUGGAUUAAACUCGGGGAUAGGGUCAUAGUUCAAGGCAGAUAUCCAGGUUUUGUAAAAUAUGUGGGUGUACUAGAUGAAGAUGACUUGGCUGCUGAGCUGUAUGUAGGAGUCAAGCUUGAUGACCCAGUCGGUAUGGAGGACGGCUUCUGGAACAACAAGUUCUAUUUUGCCUGUCCGAAGGGUCACGGGGUCAUGGUCAGGUACAGCGAGGUGCGGAAGGUGUGUCCCCCCACGCGCCGCCCCAGGACGGCGUACUCCGACUGGAGAUACUACCACAUCCCUGGUCAGAGGAGGAGCAGGAGUGCAAGUGACCCAGGCUCAACUGUAUCAGACACGUCCAGUACUAGUGAUAGAUUCAAGAGUCACAACUCGGACCCAACUAGUCUCCAGUCUACAAACUCCAGGAGGACAUCUUCUCAUCUCAGGGAUGAUCCAAGAAGAAACUUACACAGAGACAAAACAUCUUCAACCACAGUGUCUUCCUCUUACCCAAGCAGCAGGCAUCAAAAGCAGAACGCAAGGAAAGAGGGUUCUCUACAGGAAGGCACGAGGAGAGAAAACAGCAACUUUAAGUCCUUAUCAACUGUGGAGCUGAGAAUGCAGGACUGGAGAACACAGUACGGGGAGGAUCAGGCCAGGAGAAUGAGCGCCGCGCUCACAAACCUCCAGCUGGCCUGGGAGAAAGGCAAAGAAGAGACACAGAAAAUGCCCGUGGCACCACAAAAGAAGUGAUACAUGUACUGUAAAAUUGCAAAAACUUUUUACCUUUUCAUACUUGUAGAGCACUACAGCAUUGUUCAAGCGAGUUUUUCAAACACUGUGAAACUGCGAAAUUAAACCACCGUGAAAAAAUGCAUUUAUGGUAUAUCGAAAGUAAGAUAGAACUACAAAAGUUGUAGAAAUGCAAUGACAUUACCUCAGAGCCUAUAUUGUUUUGUACAGCUUCCACAGUACAGCUAGCAAUAGUACUGGCAUUGGCUAUAACAUAACCAUGACUUUAUUGUAAGAAAUUCUACAAUGCCAGAAUAACUGACUUAAUAUGGAUAUUAUUCAUAUUCAAGUGUAUUGUUGUGGAACAGCUGAUAAUGAGUU